AUGACCCUGGGCAGCUGCUGCUGCGAGAUCAUGUCCUCCGAGAGCUCCCCGGCCGCGCUGUCCGAGGCCGACGCAGACAUAGACGUGGUGGGCGGCGGCGGCGGCGGCGGCAGCGGUGGGGGGGAACUCCCUGCCCGCUCCGGGCCCCGCGCCCCCCGGGACGUGCUCCCCCACGGCCCCGAGCCUACCCCGGAGGAAGCCGAGGCGGACGCAGCAGAGGACGAAGAGGAGUCCGGCGGCUGCUCGGACGGCGAGCCCCGAGCCUUAGCGUCCCGGGGGGCGGCGGCCGCCGCAGCGGGAAGCCCCGGGCCAGGCGCGGCGGCGGCCCGGGGCGCGGCGGGGCCCGGGCCGGGACCGCCGUCGGGGGGCGCGGCGACGCGGAGCCCGCUGGUGAAGCCGCCCUACUCGUAUAUCGCGCUCAUCACCAUGGCCAUCCUGCAGAGCCCCAAGAAGCGCCUGACGCUCAGCGAGAUCUGCGAGUUCAUCAGCGGCCGCUUCCCCUACUAUCGGGAGAAGUUCCCUGCUUGGCAGAACAGCAUCCGCCACAACCUCUCGCUCAACGACUGCUUCGUCAAGAUUCCCCGCGAGCCGGGCAAUCCGGGCAAAGGCAACUACUGGACGCUCGACCCAGAGUCGGCCGACAUGUUCGACAACGGCAGCUUCCUGCGGCGCCGCAAGCGCUUCAAGCGGCAGCCGCUGCCGCCGCCGCAUCCACACACGCACCCUCAUCCGGAGCUGCUGUUGCGUGGCGGGGCUGCGGCGGCGGGGGACCCUGGCGCCUUCCUGCCGGGCUUCGCCGCUUACGGCGCCUACGGCUACGGCUACGGCUUGGCGCUCCCGGCCUACGGCGCACCCCCGCCGGGCCCGGCCCCGCACCCGCACCCGCACCCGCACCCGCACGCCUUCGCUUUCGCCGCCGCCGCGCCUUGUCAGCUGUCGGUCCCCACAGGCCGCGCCGCUGCUCCUCCACCCGGACCUCCGACGGCCUCGGUGUUCGCGGGCGCAGCCUCGGCCCCGGCCCCUGCGCCCGCCCCGGGCACGGGGUCAGGCCCUGGCUCCGCAGGCCUGCCCGCCUUCCUUGGCGCGGAGCUGGGCUGUGCCAAAGCCUUCUACCCUGCGUCGCUGAGCCCUCCCGCAGCCGGCACCGCGGCCGGUCUGUCCACCGCACUCCUGCGCCAGGGCCUCAAGACGGACGCGGGUGGUGGUGCGGGCGGCGGGGGCGCCGCGGCCGGCCAGAGGCCUUCCUUCUCUAUAGACCACAUCAUGGGCCACGGUGGCGGCGGCGCAGCACCCCCGGGCGGAGGCGAGGGCUCCCCGGGAUCGCCAUUCGCGGCGGCGGCGGGUCCUGGGGGUCAAGCCCAGGUCUUGGCCAUGCUGACUGCCCCAGCCCUAGCUCCAGUCGCCGGCCACAUCCGCCUCUCGCAUCCCGGGGACGCGCUCCUGUCCUCAGGGCCCCCGUUUGGCAGCAAAAUCGCCGGCCUCAGUGGCUGCCACUUCUGACCACGUCGAGCUCAGGGCCAGUGAGGCCCGCACUCGUCAGCCUCUCCCGGGAGCUCCUGCGGCCCCAGCGGAACUCAGGGAGUCUAUUUAUGAAGAGUCUCCAGACCUUGGGUUGGCGCGCGUGACUUGGCACUUCAGGCUCCAUGCUCAGAAUCUUGCCGAUAGUUGGGGACGACGCGGGCUCCAUCGCUCAGGGAGAGGCCAAGGUCUACGCGAUGGAGUCGC
This is a messenger RNA of Hyaena hyaena (striped hyena), 1725 nucleotides long. It is a transcript of the gene FOXD2, whose product is annotated as forkhead box D2. Lineage: Eukaryota; Metazoa; Chordata; Mammalia; Carnivora; Hyaenidae. Gene Ontology annotation, biological process: regulation of transcription by RNA polymerase II; anatomical structure morphogenesis; cell differentiation. The transcript has a single exon. The coding region runs from base 1 to 1500 and encodes 499 amino acids. Gene Ontology annotation, molecular function: RNA polymerase II cis-regulatory region sequence-specific DNA binding; DNA-binding transcription factor activity, RNA polymerase II-specific. The record is from RefSeq and is a predicted model, not a curated record.